Molecule: messenger RNA, 936 nt
Organism: Paramecium octaurelia
Lineage: Eukaryota; Ciliophora; Oligohymenophorea; Peniculida; Parameciidae
Source: the annotation of a GenBank genome assembly
AUGGUCUAUCGGCCCAUGUUCAGCGGAAACUCUAGAAAGAUUGCAAGAAGGAAUGGAAUGGUUCAUUAAGACUGUUUCAGAUAAAUGAAUCUUAAAUAUUAAAUAUAUUAAGCAUCUGCAUUCGAAAAUGAAACCCAUAUCACAUGUCUCAUUCUAAGUGCCCAAUCCCAAUUUUACAAUCAAAUGUCUACUUCUGAUACCAAUCAUUUCUGUUCAGUUUAAUCUCAAAUCUUUAUUGCUCCAAUUAACUUAUCAUUCACUAAGAAUAUGUUGAAGAAUAAAUCAAACUCCAACUAGAUGCCUUCAUUAAUCAACUAUAGAUGUACUAGACAUAAAUAGAAAUUCCCUUCUUGACUAAUUAUUAAAGAUAAAUCAGAAAAAGUCAUUCAAUUAUCUUACAACAAUUAAGAAUUCUAUCAUAAUAAUUGUUCUAAUUUCCAAGAAUAAAUUAUUCAUAACAAAUAAUUUAAGUAUUUUUUUUAAUAAAAUAAUUAUAAUAUUAAGAAAAAGUGUACUAUUCUAACUUAUUAGACUAUCUCCAGGUCCAUUGGUGCGAAUUAAUUUCUAUUUUAAAAGACAACUAUCUAAAUCUCCUAAUUUUUUUCUAAUGCAGUACUUAAAGAUAUAGUUUUAUAUUUACCUUUAUUUAAUCACAUUAGAUAGUUAAAUGAAUCAAAAUUGAAUUGAGUUUAAGUCUCUUUUUUGAAAAAAAACCUCAUUUACUGUGAGAUUAUUGUGAACAAAUAGAAUAAAAGCCGUUUCUCUCAAAAUACAAAUAUAUCCUCUCACAUUAAUCAAGAAUUAGCAAAAAUAAAAGACACUCCUUAAAAAAAUACUGACUAUUAGAGAAUUAUCGAUACUGAAAACUUCAUUUCAUUAAAAAAUUUCUGUAAAGAACCACUUAAAAAGGCAAGGACUAUUUUAAAUGUCUAAUGA